AUGAAUGGCGAACUUGAGCGAUUUUGAGUCACACUGUGCCCACCGUGAACAGUAGCUCUCCGCUUUUAGUCUUGGCUAAAUCGAUAUAUUAUUUAUGGAAGAUCGAAAAUACAGUUGUGAUGAUGAAGUCCAAAUCAUCGAUGUGAAAAGGAAAUCAUCAGAAAAAAAUCUGCGAGUAGAUGAUCAAUGUUCUUCUGGAACAUGUUCGAUUUGUCUCGAAGGAUAUGAUAACAAAUCAUUCCUUGAUAAGUGCAAUCGUAUCCUUUUAACAAGUGAAAUAUGAGUUUGGAUGCGUGAAUGAACUUUAGGUUAAGAUUCGAUGAAAAUAAAUUACUUUCUAGAAUCCAGCAACAAAGUAACAAUCACUCGGCCUCACGAGGGUUUGAUUUGUACAAAUUAGACAUUUGCCUUCCUUGUAAGUGUUGGGUAAACUGUUCAGUGAGGUUGCUUUCAUGGAAUUUACGUGGGUUGAGGGGUAGGGUGUUUCAUUUUGUGUAUCUUUUAUUUUGUUAUUAUAUUUUUUAUUCGUUUCUCCUCCAGUUUAAAACUAAAAAAAAUCUCUCCCUUUCAUCUCAAAACCUGUUAGGGGUGAUUCAGAUUUUUGUGGUCCCAUCCCUUCAUGGUAUAAUUCAAAUGCUUGCAAUGUCUGCCUUGAACAGAGGACCUAUGCAAGUUUUACAUCUAUACAAGGCUAGCCCUUUAACCCCCAAGAGUGACCAGCUACUAAUUUCUCCUUACAAUAUCACCCCUGAAUCAAACAUUAGGGUCACAAGAAUCAAGGAAAUUAUCACCAACUAAAAAAAGCUCUCGAUUAUUAAACAAAUUCUCCUUGUCAGCACCUCAAGAAUUGUACAGAGACCAGUAUGGAGAAUGUACAUACUGAUGUUAGGGUGUAACGGGUUAAUGCUAUAAAGCAAUCUUGAACCUUAACCUAUCUUCUAGAUGCUUUCUGUUACCUCUGUAUUUUACAAUGGUCAGAAGUAAACAACACCUGUCCCCUGUGCAAAGAAACCUUUACAUUGAUUGUCCACAGUGUCAAAUCUAAGAAAAAUUACCAGCAGGUAAUCAUGAAUUUCACUUUAUAAUUUAACCCUAUAACUCAAAGCUUUGUAUGCCCAAUUUAAUCUUCUCCCCUUUUUCCAUAGUACCAUGUUUGAAUCUCUAAUACUACCUGAGUUUGAGGUCACUGAUGUUGAAAGACAAAUUUGCCCCCUUUGACUAAUAGCUAAAGUGCAUAGCUCAAGGGCCAUGAAUGGAAAGGUAUAAAAUCUUGAAGAUCUGUAACUGCCACUUUCAAUUGCCCUGAAAAAUAAUAUGAUCUAUGAAUGAUCUCAGGUACUCAGACCACAGCCAGAUUUUUUUUCAAGAAUAACACUUUUGUUUACACCAUGCUAUAAAUCAUUUACAAAACUAGCCCUUUAAAGUUCAUGUAAGCAAGAUGCAACAUUGUUUGUUUGUUUGUUUGUUUUUUUUUUGGGGGGGGGGGUUGAGAAGGGGCUGAUUAGUUUAACUUGAAAAGGAAGGACAGAAGAGUUGAGAAGAUCAAUGUGUCAAUAUUUUUGCGGAUUGUAGCUGAUGAAAAUCAAAAGCAAAACAGGCAAAUUCAAAAUUUUUGAAUGUUUGAUUACCAGCAUAUUUUAUUCAAAUUAUGAGUAAUCAGAGGGGUGCAUAGAAAAAGCCUUGAGGGAGAUGCAGUAGGGCAAUGUUAUCUCAUAAAUGCAACUUUUGCCUUACAAUGAAAAUGUUCUAUCAUUUUGAAAGUAAAGGUAAAGCUACUUGAAAGAGAAUGGAACACUAUACAUGUGGAAAAGCUAUGAUUACAAGGAUGUGCCUGUACACUUCAAUUUUAUUUCCAAUUGACACAUCUCGAAAUUUAAUUCAGCAAUUGGUAACUUGAAAAGGCAAUGUUCAUCUAUGAAUUUCCACCUGUCUUGUCCACUUAUUUUGAUUACAGUUAUCAUGCCAUUUAUAGAAAAGUGACAACCACAAAAGGGUGUUUGUAGGUUUAAGCCAUUUCAAAUAACUCUUUCUUUUUGUAUCAGCAUUUUCUCCCCAAACCUGACUCUCUUGUGCCAACAAACCAGUGGUAUGAGACUGAACUCUGGGGGCAGCCAGCUAGACGACAGACUCAUGUGGAUGUCCAAAAGAGAAGGUACUCACUAGUAUCUGUUUACAUGUGCAGGCCUGUACCAAGAUGUGAAAUUGACGUGCACCAAUGACUAAGCUUUAGUCAAGAUAAUGGCUUUUCCCUCCUCUUUCCCCCUUUCCCCUUCCCCACCCCUCAGGAGCUAUCAAUGAGCAAUUGUUCCUUGCAGUAUCACUACAAGGUCAAGCCUUGGUGCAUUUGUGCAUGUAGGUGCAUGCAGAGAAUGACACAAGAUGAAAUAAAUACACGCAUUUGGGUGUAGAGCACUGCACAUGUAAGUUUUUCCUACGGCACGAACGUAACUGCAUGCACUGGAAGCUCGUGUGGCCACAAUUUACAUACACCUGAUGCUCAUGGGGUCCUGUAGUACAUGUGAGCGUUGCUGCAUGUUAGAAGUCUCUUAAGUACGCACCAGUACAUAGAAUUAAGUGUUAUACUUUUGUUCAACACAGGGACAUCUACGGAAAUAACUUAUGGGUGCAGACAGGAAGUUGGAGGCAGAGAGAAAUUUGUAAGUUUUGAGAUUAUCACGUAAUGAAAGGCUUGAUAAUAUUCUUAUUUCCAAAUGUUGGAUAAAAUAUUCACAAACGAGAGAGUAAGGGAUAGGAUAUUAAAACAAGCACAUUAUGUAAUGUUUAAAAAACGAGCAGGAGUGUUUUAUCGGGUUUUUGACCCGAUAAAACACGUGCUGCGGGUUUUUUGAACGGCUUCAAAAACAUUCUUUGAAAAGCGUGUGUCAAGAGAGUUCAUAACAAUUAUGCUUUUGUGAACGUUAGAAAUUAGCAUACGAAAAGGUCAAACGCAGAGGUUAGCGAAAACGAGUUGGAGUCACUUCUGCCAACUGAUCUUGAAUUCGAAGUUUCAGAUGAUGUAUUGUCUAAUAUGCCUUUACCAGAUUACUGUACUAUUGAAAUAGAGAAUUUUUCCAGAUGUGUAUUUCACAACUGUACUAUUAAUUUGGUGCAAGAGUAAAUUUACUGUGUGAAAUUUGUUGAAAGAACAUUAAAUAUGUUCCCACCAUUUGUUGUGUCAGUUUCUGUGUUGAUAAUUAAUUAAUAUUCAUAAGUCACGUGCAGUGUAAUAAGGAUGAGGUUUAUCAAUAUAAAGUCACUGCACGUGAUGUAUUAUCUACCAUUUGAUAGGUUAAUGGGACUAUCAAUUAUUAACGAGUUUUUGAAUACUAAAGAAGUCAUACAAUGUAGAGCUCUUCACUUGUAUUCAUUGCCUGAAUAUUGUAGUCAUAUAUACUUAAACAAGGGGAAGUGUUGAAGGCACACUCUGAUUGACUACUUAAACUCCAAAUAUCCCUCACUAUUGACCUCCGAACGACACAUGCAGAAUUUGCACCAAAAAUUACUGUAAUCGUUUGAGGAAUAAAUUAGUUAAAUUCAUAUUGAUGUGCCUUGUAUACUAUAUCAUUGUCUUAGUCUAUACUAAAAAAAAUAUACACCUCUGCGUCGUUGGCUGGUGGUGGAUAUUUAGCUUGCCUUUUUUGCUUGGUGAAUAUCCACGUGAAUAGUUGUUAAUAUUAGAUAUCAGUUUCGACUUCUGUGGGUAGGGAGGGGGGUGAGUGGUUCAUGGGGGAAGGAAUUCUAGGGGGUAACAUUGAAUUUUGGAGGAAAAAGAAAUACUAUUAGUUUCUUGAUGUAAGCCUCCGCAGUAACAUGUACGUGGGUGAGACUAAACUUGUUUUGUUUCUCGCAGCACCAGAAUUUUUCAGUUCUAAUCCUGCUAGCACCCGCCGACUGAUUCCAUGGCUUACAAGAGAGUUAAUGGCGUUGUUGAAUGACGUGGAGGAACAUGUCAGUUUUGUUCUUCAGUUUAUUUUGUCUCUGAUCAACAAGUAAGUCAUGUUUAGAUGUGAAUCACUCCAUGAUUGUGUUGUAAGGAAUGUCGUCUGUAUCAGAAUUACUUCUCGCCAUUAGGAGAAAUUUUCGACUGAAUAUCGAAAGUUAUCGGAGAUUGUAUUGCUUUUGCUUUUCUUCGCUCUGAGAUUUUUCCAGAAAACUCGCGCCAUUCUCUCGAUUAACCAAUCAAUAGUCCAUUUUACAGUUGUGUGCUUGGUUGCCAAGCCUUUGAACAGGAAUGAGGCUAAGGGUGACCUUGUUAUGAUACAAACCUUGCUGCUUUUCAAAUGCAAAUUACUUUGUUAUCAUGCUAACUAGAUACUGGUCUCUAUCACAACAAGGUCACCUUCAGCCUCACUCCAAAUCAAAGGCUUGGUAACUAAGUAAACAACUGUAAAAUGGCCUACUGUAUAACUAAAACAGAUCAUGACUCCGUCGUCUGCGUUUUCCCGCGCUAAAGUCAGUUUGGUUGUUUUUGCUAAUAGGUCUUACAACUUUCGAAGUGGUAUACAACUUUUUUUAAAUUGAAACAGGCAAAAAAAUUUAUGCGGAUAAAGGGGGUAAGUUUCUAAAUAAACUGUGAUGCUGCGUCGGUGGGAGAGUGUAACAGGGUAAUUUAGUAUCAUCAACCGAGUUGAAAAAGUAAAUUGGCUAACGUAAAGAGUGUGAAAGCUAUCGUUUCGAGCGUUAGCCCUUCGUCAGAGCGAACGUAGAAGGACGAACGCUCGAAACGUUAUCAACUCAGUUGAUAAUAGCAAAUUACCCUUUCACGUAGAUAGGCUAAGUUUUUAAAUUUAUACUAUUAAUUUUUUAGGUUUGAGCUUAGUUCUGAAGAGUUUUCUGGCAACCUGCAGGAUUUCCUUUCCGUCAAUACAGACCAUUUUAUCCACGAGUUUAUAAGCUUUGCUCGUUCGCCAUUUGAUAUGAUUGCUUAUGAUGCGCAUGUGCAGUACAGCGGGCCAAGUGAGUCAGAGCAGGAACUCAGAGAUACGCCGACUGUGUUUCACAGUCAAACUUCAGGUCUGAACUGUUUAUAAACAUUUUAUAUCAUGCCAUUCAGCCAAUCAGAAUCCAGGGAAUUAAAGCCGUUGUAAUCAACGUUAUUAGGCCAAACCUUCCCUUGUUCGCUCUGUGGAUUGUGUUGGCCAAUGUGUUUACGUUGGCGUGGUGCAUAAUAUUAAAACGAGGUUUUUUCGUAGGAUAAUCCAAGGUAUACCUCUCCGAAGCGUUGCAUGACUAGUGUUUCAUAAAAGGCCAUGUUACAGUUGUGUAUUUAGUCGCCAAGCCUUUGAUUUGAAGCGAGGCUGAAGGUGACCAUGCUGUGAUAGAGACCAGCAUCUAGUUAGCAUGAUAAUUAAGACCAACAAAGUAAUUUACAUUUGGAAAGCAGUAACUUUUGUAUCAAACUAAGGUCAAUCUUAGCCUAACUCCUGUUCAAAGGCUUGGCAACCAAGCAGGCAACAGUAAAAUGGACUUUACAUGCUCAAAUGGGAAAAGAGGAGAGUAGUAUAAGGAAAAUAGUUGGGCAACGUUUACAUUUGAGUUUCCAUGGUAUAACACUCUAAAGCGUCUCAUUAAGGUAGAAUUCUCAAAAUUACUCAAUGCUGACGUUAAAUAAUAUUAUUAGAUAUUGUUAGUGCCUACAACGCGAAUUUUUUCCAAACAGUUCGGCCGGGUAAUGACAGCUUCAAAUCCUCAACUUGGUUAAAGAAAAAUUGAAAAAAAAUCAAGAAGGGAAAGGGAGGACUUGAAUCGGUUAAAGAGAAAAUAAGUUUUGAGGUAUGCAAUACAAUAUUAAUGUCUAGCGGUCUCCUCUCUACAUCAGGCUGCCAAACACCUGUUCCGGGCCCCUCUGGCGAAACUCUGUUGCAAACAGACCGGAAUAGAGAUUCUCCAGCGCGGCAAACUGUAAACAACAGGUGGUCUCCAAGCUCAUCACCAGGCACAUCCGGACUAAAUGGUCGAGCUGGUUUAGAAAGGACUGUGAACAUCUCUUCAUCGAACUCAUCAGUUAGUUCGCAAACAACUCUAGUAGACAUUGAACCCACGACAAGUUAUCAAGCGUCCAAUGCGUCAUCCGACUCUAUAGGGCGUAGUAACAGAAAGAGAUCUUCCAAGGAAACUGUUGUAAAGAAGACACAAGUGGAAAAGGAGAAGAAGCAUCAUUAUCAUCGUAACUCACACAAACACAAAUGUAAAAGGAAAAAGUCUAAAAGAUCUCUGUAAAUGCUAAAACGCGCUCAAGGGAUCGUUCACUUUCGGUUGAAGAGCGUGCGAUUGAAGAACAUCGUCGAUGGCGAUCAAACUCUAGGGAAAGACGGUUGAGAGAUGAUAGUCAACGUUUAUCUCCGUCAAGAAAAUCUGGUAAGCACAGUCAAGAAAAGAUAGGAAAGUCCUCUUUAAGUCCAUCCCAGACUCACUGCAAACGUAAAACGCGCGGCGAGAAAAUUGACAGUAGACGAACAAAGGAGUAUGGUCGAUCUCGUUCAAGAUCGGGGUCUUACUCUCGAAACUCCAGAUCACGACACUCACGAUCACAGAAAUCACGGACAAGGGACUCACGAUCACGCAGAUCACGAUCAAGAUCGCGAGGUUCGCAGUCACAGAAAUCCCGAUCAUCGCGAAAUUCACAUUCCCAGUCACGAGACUCUCGAAACUUACGGUCUAAUUCACAAUCAAGAUACUUCUCACGAGCUUGCACGCCUCUGUCAUCGCGAACGCACCAUAGCGUUUCCCGUUCGCGCAGUUCUUCUAUAUCAACAGCGAACUCUGAAUCCAAAGUAAGGGAGUCAGUGUCGCACAGUAAUGACGCUAUUAAGAGGGAAAUUGAAGAUUUGGAAAGUCGCAUAGUGGCUGACAAGAAGCGGCUUCUAAGGCUUUUAAUGAAAAAGGAACAGGCGGAAACCGCUUAAUUAUGA
This is a messenger RNA of Pocillopora meandrina, 6911 nucleotides long. The record is from the annotation of a GenBank genome assembly. Lineage: Eukaryota; Metazoa; Cnidaria; Anthozoa; Scleractinia; Pocilloporidae.